GGGGUCUCGCUCAGUGCUGAGCGCCGAGCGGGGCCUAGUGGGCUAUGGAGAAGCCCGGCUCCUUGGCGACGGGCUUGCGGUGCCAGAGCUGGUGCUUGCGGCGGGUGGGGAUGAACGUCGAGUGGCUGCUGCUAGAGGACGGGCGCGAGGUGUCUCUGGGACGAGGAUUUAGUGUCACAUACCAACUGGUGUCAAAAGUCUGCCCUUUGAUGAUUUCCAGAAAGCACUGUGUUUUGAAGCAGAAUCCUGAGGGCCAGUGGACAAUUAUGGACAACAAGAGUCUGAAUGGUGUUUGGCUGAACAGAGUGCGUCUGGAGCCUUUGAAGUUUUAUGCCAUCCGUCAGGGAGACCACAUCCAGCUUGGGGUACCUCUGGAUAAUAAAGAGAAUGCAGAGUAUGAAUAUGAAGUUUCUGAAGAAGACUGGGAGCAGGUGGUACCUCGUCUUGCCCUGAAGUGUAAGCAGAUGAUGGAAAAAAAUAAGAGCUUGAGAACUAAACGCAAGUUUAGUUUGGAUGAAUUAGAGGGUUCUGGAGCUGAAGGCCCCUCAAAUUUGAAAUCGAAAAUGAAUGAGAUGUCUUGUGAACCUGGCCAGCCUGUGCAGUCACAUGAGAACGGUAAAGUGGCCAGUCUACCCUCCAAAUAUUUGGAUCCUAAGUUGACCUCUCCUGAGGCACAGGAGAAAGUCUCAGGGGCUGAUGUUUACUCCACCCCUCCCAAAAUCAUAGCCCCUCACCAUAACAAGCAGAAAGGCUCAAACCCUUCAACAUCUCAGAGCAGCCUAGAGCUGUUUAAGAUGACCAUGUCCAGGAUUCUGAAGCUGAAAACAGAGUUGCAGGAAAAACAGAUAGCUGUUCUGAAUGUGAAGAGGCAGACGCAAAAGGGGAACUCAAAGACAAUUGUAAAAAUGGAGGAGGAACUGCAGGCUCUACAGUCCCAGCUGUGUGCAGAGCAGGCCCAGCAGCAGGCAAGAAUGGAAGAACUAGAGAAGACAUUCCAAGAAGAGGAACAGCAUCUCCAGGAUUUGGAGAAAGAGCAAGGAGAAGAGGACCUGAAGCAACAGCUGGUCCAGGCUCUGCAGGAGCAUCGGGCCCUGAUGGAGGAGCUAAACCGCAGCAAGAAGGACUUCGAAGCAAUCAUUCAAGCUAAGAACAGAGAGCUGGAGCAGACCAAGGAAGAGAAGGAGAAGGUACAAGCACAGAAGGAGGAAGUUCUUAGUCAGAUGAAUGACGUGCUAGAAAAUGAACUCCAAUGUAUUAUUUGCUCAGAAUACUUCAUUGAGGCUGUCACCUUGAACUGUGCCCAUAGUUUCUGCUCCUACUGUAUCAAAGAAUGGAUGAAGAGGAAGAUAGAAUGCCCCAUUUGUCGCAAGGACAUUGAGUCCAAAACCUACUCCCUGGUCCUGGACAACUGCAUUAAUAAGAUGGUAGAUAAUCUGAGCUCAGAAGUGAAAGAGCGACGAAUUGCCCUCAUCAGGGAACGGAAAGCAAAGAGGCUCUCCUGAAGACUGCCCUAAGGGUGUUCGAAAGACUGCCAGGCAGUGGGAGCUUGGCCUGGGCUGGAGGCUUUUCUCUGGACGUGACGCAGGCUGCACCAGGGAUCAUCCAAGAGGCCACCUGGGACAGACUGAGAUGGAAGCCCUCGGUCACUCACCUUCCAUGCUGGC
Messenger RNA from Oryctolagus cuniculus (rabbit), 1664 nucleotides. It is a transcript of the gene RNF8, whose product is annotated as ring finger protein 8. The record is from RefSeq and is a predicted model, not a curated record. Gene Ontology annotation, molecular function: histone binding; ubiquitin protein ligase activity; metal ion binding. Lineage: Eukaryota; Metazoa; Chordata; Mammalia; Lagomorpha; Leporidae. Gene Ontology annotation, cellular component: nucleus; ubiquitin ligase complex; site of double-strand break. Gene Ontology annotation, biological process: double-strand break repair; protein K48-linked ubiquitination; ubiquitin-dependent protein catabolic process.